UGAAUGAUCUAAUUUGAGAGUUGUCAACAAACUUGGAAGGAAACACCGAACAGUCUUCACGUUUCACAUUAGACCACUUACAAACCAUGCAGAUACCUUUCGAGGACCGGCCACACUUUGAAGUGCUAAUUUUGUCUUAUUUGAGAGACUGUAGAUAAUUACAUAAUUAAGGGUCUAGAUUCUAGGUCUGGAGUUAGACUCUAUAUUUUGCCGAAGAGAAAAGUUUGUUUUUUCACCAUCACUACUGAAGUCUGAAGUGAUCAGUUGAUCAGUAGGAGGAGGCUAUCCUUGUCUCUGUUCCUGUGCCAACAAUAGAUCUGCUCAACAAGUAGAUCUAGAAUCUAGAGAUCUAGAAAAAUCUAGAUAUAGAUUUUAGAUGCCAGAUCUAGAAUCUAAUAUCUAGAUCUAGAACAAGUUUCAGAAGCGAAAUGUCACUGUCUUCUAUUUCUGGUGGUGCAAGGCGGAGGAAUAACCAAGUCACUGAGGAUACAUAUAUAAGAGAUGUUCCUCCUUUGCUUCAUCGACAACUUGCUGUUAAGCUGGACAUUGACAACAUGUGGGAACUAUUGGCAGAGCAAAUCCCUCGCAGACCUGAUUCUAUUUUUGAAUUUCUGCCGGAUGAUGCUGGAUUUGAGCCAAGGUAUACUUCAGCUCACUUAGCCAUAUUCAGAAACAAGAACAAUCAGAGGGGAGAUAGUGCAACAAGAAGUCUUCUCACAGAGUGGGGUACACUCAACAGUAAAGUGAAACAUUUGAUUCUGGCUUUAAAGAGGGCAAGGUUGUUGGAAGCAGCACAGUUUGUAGAGAAACAUCUACCGCCACAAAAUCCGGGACAACAGCCCGUGCAAAUAGGAGCCGUAUCCAGUUCUGAAUGUCUUAGCAGACAGCCAGCACAUUCCGUCCCCAAUUCAAGUCAGGGCCAUAUUUGUCAUGAGUCCCCACGCACCAUUCCUGCACCAAAUACUGUGAGGGAGGACCAGGUACUCAGCGGAGAAGGAGUGUCGGCCAGUGAGGCUGGGACGAAGAGUGAACAGAUUUCCUACAGAAGAUUUCCCGUCCCCAGUGAGCAUGACAAGGCUGUGAGUGUGGGAGAGGCCCCACCUAGUGAGGAAGUGGAGGAGGACUCAACAGCAUUUGAGGAGUUCCACAUCAUACCUGAUGUUCUGCAGAAGAUUGACUAUAGAAUUCUGAAGAAAAUUACAAAUAACUUUGAUCGCCGACACUACAAGGAAGGUGGACGUCUGAUUGGUGAGGGAGGUUUUGGAGAUGUCUUUCUGGGUACCUUUCACAGCGACUACACAGUAGCGGUCAAGCGGAUGAAACUUAGCACAGAGGAUAGCAUUGAACUGUUUAAAACAGAAGUGGAGACUUUGAGCAACUUUCGACAUGAGAACAUAGUUCUCUUGAUGGGCUACAGUAUUGAGGGCGACUCACGCUGCCUGGUGUACCAGUAUAUGCCCAAUGGUUCCCUGGAGGAACGCCUGGCCUGUCGAUUUGGCACCCCUCCUCUGUCUGCUGCCAUGCGACUAGAAAUUAUGCGAGGCACAGCACGUGGUAUAGUAUUUCUCGAUGAAGGUGGACUUGUACACAGAGAUAUCAAAAGUGCGAACAUACUGCUGGACACACAGUUCACCCCUAAGGUUGGAGAUUUUGCUACUGCGAAAGUGUCGCCCUCUCAAAUGACCAAGACUUUUAUGCUGGAGGCGUCCAAGGUGAUAGGCUCUGCGCCAUACCUGGCUCCUGAGGCUUACUCCUUCAAGAUCACACCCAAGCUGGACUCAUACAGUUUUGGUGUGGUAUUGUUGGAGAUAUUGACAG
Molecule: messenger RNA, 1818 nt
Organism: Aplysia californica (California sea hare)
Lineage: Eukaryota; Metazoa; Mollusca; Gastropoda; Aplysiida; Aplysiidae
Product: interleukin-1 receptor-associated kinase 4
Biological process (GO): protein phosphorylation
Cellular component (GO): plasma membrane
Molecular function (GO): ATP binding; protein kinase activity
Source: RefSeq, a predicted model, not a curated record